CGCGGCCAAUCCGAUGCUAGUCUUUUGCUACUUCCCACAAGUAGCCCCAACACUUCGGUUUCCAGAUCUGCUGUGUUGCAUCACCUAACUUCAGAUGAACCACACACUCUGGCCACUUCAGCAGCAGCAGGUAUCACUUACAGCGGCCAGAUGAGGGCGCCAAUGGUAUUUUUGAAACCAUCUGGAGUAGCAGGCCAGGGCAAUGGGCACCCAGUGCAGACAUCACAUUCUGGCUACUUGCAACAUGAAAAACCAGCCCAUAUGCCAGGUUCUAGUGCAAUCGGCUAUGAGUGGGACGCCCAGCGUCUAAUGCGGGCUGAGAGGGAAGAUUUGGAGUGCGAAUGGGCCAAAGUGCGCAGAAGAGAGGAUUUGGAACUGCCCGACCUCGUGCCUCUGCCUGAGGCCACGCCGGUAAUCUGGACAAUCAUUUCCUUCUAUUUGAAAUAG
This is a messenger RNA of Protopolystoma xenopodis, 447 nucleotides long. The record is from the annotation of a GenBank genome assembly. NCBI's taxonomy places the organism in Eukaryota, Metazoa, Platyhelminthes, Monogenea, Polystomatidea, Polystomatidae.